Messenger RNA from Rhizophagus irregularis DAOM 181602=DAOM 197198, 1722 nucleotides. RefSeq lists its product as uncharacterized. Lineage: Eukaryota; Fungi; Glomeromycota; Glomeromycetes; Glomerales; Glomeraceae. Gene Ontology annotation, molecular function: protein binding. The record is from RefSeq and is a predicted model, not a curated record.
AUGAAUUCAAUUAUUAAAUUAAAUUCAAAAAUAUCAUCCCCAAUACUUUCAAGAAUUACAAAAAAACAACAUCCAACAUAUCAAAAUAUUAUAAAAGAAAUAAAUGAAAAAAAUUAUGAAAAAGCUGAAUCUUUAUGCAAAGAAUUUAUAAAUUUUUUUCCUAAAAGUUAUUCUUUAAGAUGUAUUUUAGCGUAUAUUUAUAGAUGUCUUAACGAUUAUGAACAAGCAUACUUAUUUUUAAAAGAAGCUAUUGAUUUAAAUCCCAAAAGACCAGUUGCUUAUUUUAUUUGUGGAGAAAUGUUUUUUAGACAAAAUAAAUAUGAUGAAGCAAUAGAUAAUUUAAAUAUGUCAAUAAAUCAAAAAGCAAAAAUAAAUAACUUAUAUAUAUUACUCGGAAAUAGUUAUUUAUUACGAGAUAAUUUAAAUUUAAAUACUUUAAAUUUAUUAGAUAAAUUAUUAAAUCUCAAUAAGGAGGAUUCUUUGGUUUUAUGUUAUUAUGGAGAAAUUUUAUAUAAUAUGACACAAUAUAGAAAAGCUAUAUCAUACUUUACAAAAGCUUAUACUAUAGAUCCAGAAAACAUUCAUAACUUGAAUAGGAGAGCUAUUACAUACUAUAUUAUUAAAGAAUAUGACAAAGUAUUAUCAGAUCUUGAUAAAAUUAUACAAUUAGAUCCAUUAAAUAGUUCAGCAUAUUAUCUUAAAAGUUUAACAUAUUAUACAAAGAAUGAUAUUAAUAAUGCUAAAAUAUCAUUUAAAAAGUGUGCAGAAUUAUUGAAUCCUGAUAAUAUUUUAGCGAAGAUUCAGUCAUUUCAUCUAGAAUACUUACUAAAUAAAAAUAGUUCUAAAGAUUUAAACAAUAUAUUAACAAAAAUCACAAAAAUCAAUCAAAUUCUUAAUAAUCGUAAUAUUUAUGAAAGUAAUUUACUACAUUUCGUUAAAUGCAAAAUUUAUAUUGAAUUAAAAAAGUAUAGUGAAACAAAACUAGCUUUAAAUAAUAUACAGAACUUGGCAUUUAUUAGUUAUUUUAUACAAGAUCAUCCAGACUUUAGGUCAUAUUUAUAUGAAGUUUAUGUAAUUUACCAAAAGAAUUUUACCUAUAUUGGAAUUGUCAACAAAAAUGAUAAUGAACUUAUCAAUGUCGAUGAAGUUGGUAAAUAUAUGUAUAUGUAUAAAGAACAUGGAGUAUAUUUUGUUUCAAAUCUUACAAAUUUGAAUGGGGAUCUUCGUCAAUUUAAAGAAAGUGAUAUAAGCAGUUUAUCAGGAAAGGUAAUAUCUUCUAAAAACGAAAAUCUUUGUUUGGAUUUGCCUUUGAUAAAUAGUAAAUAUAAUACGUAUUAUAUUUGUAAAAUGAAUGUUAAAAAAAUAUUAUCCAAGGAUUGCUUCAUAAAAUUUAUUGAUCGCAAUUAUCAAGAAGAUUAUAUGUUAAAACAUGAAGAUGUAUCAAAACUUGAGGGGUUAGGUUGGAUAGAAUAUCGGAUUUCAAUAAGAACUUCAAAACUUUCAAUUGAAAUAAAUUCUAUUGAAAUGCAAAUAGAAUAUAUUCGACAUGACUAUUAUGUAAACACAAUAACUUACAUUCCUGACAUGAGUUUUAUGAGUUAUUUGUUACCAGAUUAUCACAAAUUUUUCUCAAAUGUUCCAGAAACUUUCAAAGAUAAGUAUUUUUCAAGAAAAGAAAUGGAAAAUUUACUUGAUUUAAAAUAUAUCCUUAACAACUUAUAA